Molecule: messenger RNA, 1143 nt
Organism: Microplitis mediator
Lineage: Eukaryota; Metazoa; Arthropoda; Insecta; Hymenoptera; Braconidae
Gene: AQP
Product: aquaporin-11
Exons: 5
Coding region: 212-1003 (263 amino acids)
Cellular component (GO): cytoplasm
Molecular function (GO): channel activity
Source: RefSeq, a predicted model, not a curated record
UCUUUUAUUUUUAUUCCCACUAAAUGUUUAAAUAUUUUUAAAAAAUACUUAAAUUUGUUUUCAAGAUCAUGCUCAGUAUUUGAUUGUUUGUUACCGGUUACACACUUUAAUUAUAUCAUAAAGAAAGUUUAUAAAAUACCACCUAGUUUGAGAAGAGAAAAAAAAAUAGAGGGCAAGUGACAAGAUAUAAUAAGCGUAGAGAGAAAGAGUAAUGGGAGCGUCAUUUAUUGCCUUGGCCGUUUCAACACUUUACAUUGUCCUGACGAGUUUGUUGGCGUAUUGGGCUAGAAGAUAUGCUAAAUUUUAUACACAAAGGCCUUUUUUACGAGCGUUAUUUCUCGAGGGUAUAGCCACUGCUGAAUUAUGUGGGGCUUGUUUCGAACUUAUUAUAAUUGCUGACAAUUGGGGAGUGUCGAUGUAUGCAAUUUAUUUGUUUGUGUUGACCGUAUGGUGGUCAAUGGUCUGGGAAGACGCAACCGCUUGUCCUUAUACUCAUUUAGAAGAAUUAGUUGAGGGUAAAAAAUCUUUACGAGACGCUUUUCUAUUAAUUUGGGCAGAGCUUGUCGGUGGUCUGGCUAUUUUCAGAUAUGUCCAAUUACUUUGGGCACUGGAGAUCGUAUCUACUCACAAGAACCGAGCGUUUGAUGAUUGUUCAACUGAUUUACAAGUACCAGUAAUUAUUGGAGCCUUUAUUGAAUGUAUUGCAACAUGUAUGUGUCGGGUCGUAUCCCGUGGUCUAGGUGAAUUAAAUUCUAAACUCGGUUCUAUUAUUGAUGCAUUUGUUGGCACUACUCUUGUGGUCGCAGCUUUCAACUACUCAGGUGGAUACUUUAAUCCUGCUUUAGCGACUUCACUAAAAUACGGCUGUCUCGGUAGCACGUUCAUGGAACACGUGAUUGUUUAUUGGAUCGGUGCAUGUGCUGGUUCUAUAGCAUCCUUACGAGUCUACCAAUUGCCAAUUAUUCAAAAUUAUCUUCAAAGGCUCAAAAAUAAAUCUGAUUAAAGCACAAUAUUAUUUAUUAAUUAGUUUUAAGUGUACAGACAAUAAUUUAGAUAAUUUUUUAAAUUAUAUUGUAAAUAAAAGUAUUAAUAGGGCUUCCAUGUAAAUUGUAAAUGAUAAUAAAAAAUAAUCAAAAAUUUUAA